Molecule: messenger RNA, 3049 nt
Organism: Capsicum annuum
Lineage: Eukaryota; Viridiplantae; Streptophyta; Magnoliopsida; Solanales; Solanaceae
Product: pumilio homolog 12
Exons: 7
Coding region: 464-2701 (745 amino acids)
Biological process (GO): post-transcriptional regulation of gene expression
Cellular component (GO): cytoplasm
Molecular function (GO): mRNA binding
Source: RefSeq, a predicted model, not a curated record
UGGGAAGACCAAAGGCAUGCAUGGUUUCACAAUAAUAAUAAUAGGAAUAAUAAUGUGAAUGUGCUAUUCCAAAUUGUACUCUUUUCUUGAAAUACUUGAAUAUCUUUUAGUUGGUCUGUUUGUUUCAAUUGGGUUUGUGUGUAUGAUGUAAACUGAUACAUAUACAUAGUAUUUGUCGAUGAAUGGCACCUCUUUCGUUCUCUCUCUUCAGAUGCAGUCAUAUGAAAACUCUUCUCACGCCGCCACACUUCACCUUCAAUACUUGCCACACUUUUCACUUCCUCUCCUUUCUCCCAAUUCCACAAAAUCUCCAUAUUUUGUUUUGAUUUUGGUUCGAUGUUGAAAUCAAGGGAAGUCACCUUCUUGAAAUUGAUACUAUGAUCUCCUUUAUGACCUAUUUUUACUGUGAUCACUAAUGCUGACUGCCUAUGAAUCUAGCUCACCAUAGUGAAGAGUAAUCUUGAUGCUGCCUAUUGUUCAGAAAAUGGAGAAUGGGGAACUGGAAAAUGAUGAGUUUGAGAAACUUCUUGGUGAGAUUCCAAAUGUUACUUCUGCGAAUUCAUAUUCCGAGGAAUCUAGUGCUGUCAGUUGUCCAAAAGAUUUUAAUUUGUCAUCCUCAACUGGGUCUUUGGCACGGGACGGGUCAAAGCUGAUUGGUGUUAAUGAGAGAUAUAUGAACAAUGAGACCUUAGGCGAGUUAAAAGAAUUUAGUAACCGAGAGCAGCUACCAAACAAGAGGUUUGAUUCAGAAGAUAUACACUUACCAAAUGAACAGGCUAUAACGUCUGCAUUUGCUGAGUUGCGUGUAAAAGAAGGUGCCUUGUUAGAAUCUGCAGCUCCUAUGGUCAAUUCUACGCCAUUGCUGAACCAUUUAGCUGUUGUGAAUGGACAAUGCAAAAAUAGCUUAGGUAAAAUUCCUUCGAAUUUGGAUUCACAAGUGUUUGUUGUUCCCUCUCCAAGAACACCAAAUAAUCUACCCAGUGAUUUUAAUGGGUUUAGCCCAAGUAUUGGUGGACACCAAAGUGGAUAUGUACAUACAAUGGAAAACAUAUCCGCAGCUGUACCAUUACCUCCUGGAGUGCAAGGUGUUCACCUACUUCCACCAAUACAUCGGGUAGAUAUUCCAGUAAUUUCCAAUCAACAACAUUAUUUCUUGGAUGUUACAUCACCUGCUCCUUACUUCCACUCACAACUUAAUCAACACCAUGGAGCAUGCAGACACAUUGAAGAGGAACACCAUUAUUUCUUAUAUAUGCAGCAACUUCACGCUCAGCAAUUAGACAAUCAGUGUCCAAUUCAACCUGAUGGGUCAAUCACAAGUAGAUCAAUCAAUUGUAGCUCCCGACAACCACUCACUGAGAUGCCGAUUCCUCACUUCAACCAGCAAGUUUCAAGAAGUAUAAACCCGUUAAAUUCCCUGUUUUACUCAAUGGGUUCUGAUGCGCUGCAAGGUUUAGACAAAACAGAGAAACAGUACUUUCCUGAAAGAAUUUUAAGAAGAUCACAUGGAGCAGAGCCAGUCAAGUCUUCUAAGUUCGGUUCUUUUGGAGGAACCAACUAUCUUUCAAAUAUGAGUCAAAAUAGAAGAGUUUUUCCCAGUGCUUAUUCGAAACGUAGUUUCCACUCUCCAAGUGGAGAAUCUCACUGGGGUUGUCUAGAAUCAAGAAGCUUUUCUCCUGAUGCUGUUGAUCUCAAGUUUCCUCGGUGGUCACAGUCUCAGGAGUGUAAUUUAAUUGAUAAUUUUGCUGGAAGAAUCUAUCUCAUGGCAAAGGAUCAAAAUGGAUGUCGAUUCUUGCAGAAGAAAUUUGCUGAAGGAUCUUCAGAAGAUGUUGAAAAGAUUUUUCCCGAGAUUAUUGUGCACAUAGUGGAGCUCAUGAUUGACCCCUUCGGCAAUUACCUUGUUCAAAAACUUUUUGAGGUGUGCAAUGAGGGUCAGAGAAUGCAGAUACUUCGUGCAAUCACUAGAAUAUCUGGGGAUCUUGUAAGAAUUUCAUGUGACAUGCACGGGACCCGAGCUGUGCAAAAAGUUAUUGAAACACUAAAAACACCUGAGCAGUUUUCCAUGAUUGUCUCCUCACUGAAACCCGGUUUAGUGAAUUUAAUCAAGGACAUGAAUGGUAACCAUGUUGCUCAGCGGUGCUUGCAAUACUUAACACCUGAGUAUAGAGAAUUCCUGUUUGAAGCUGCUAUUACAAAUUGUGUGGAACUUGCUACAGAUCGUCAUGGUUGUUGUGUGCUACAGAAAUGUCUCAGCCAAUCUGAUGGUGGACAAAGACACCGAUUAAUCUAUGAGAUCACUUGUAAUGCAUUGGUUCUUUCCCAAGAUCCGUUUGGGAAUUAUGUUGUGCAAUAUAUUUUUGACAUUCGUCUUCCCUGGGCAACACGAAAUAUCUUUGACCAGCUGUGGGGUAAAUUUGGGGACCUUUCUAUGCAAAAAUACAGUAGUAAUGUGGUUGAGAAAUGCCUAAAGCAUGCGGAUGAAGAACGUUCUUCAUAUAUCAUUGAGGAGCUAUUAAGUGAUCCUCGCCUAGACCAGAUCAUGCAAGAUCCAUAUGGCAAUUAUGUUAUCCAAGCUGCUCUAAAUAUCUCAAAGGGAGCUCUGCGUGCUGCACUUGUGGAGGCUGUGAGAGCCCAUGUUCCUGUUCUACGGACCAGUCCUUACGGGAAGAAGGUCCUCUCAUGCAAUAGUCUUAAAAAAUAAGUUGCAGAAAGACCGUGUAAUUUAUGUGGAGUAAUAAGCAGACGAAGAGAUGCCUUUUAAGUUUCCAAAGGUAGGGCAGCCAAGUUUUGAAGCUAGGGAGGAGGUGGUAUUUUCAUGUAGAUCAAUGCUUUUGAGUACAUGUUACCAUCUGUUUAGAAAAUUUCUUCCAUAUUUUCUCUAAAUAACUUUGUAUAUUUCUGGUAUUGCCUUUCCUUCCACUCCACCUUCCUUGUACUACUGUGAAAUGACUGGGGAAUUAGCAGAACAUGUUUCUGUAGAAAUAAUCAAUUUUGAAGGUGUAUAUUUAUGCCUGGAUGGUUGCAGGAUGAAUUCAUUUGUAGUCAUCAA